Molecule: messenger RNA, 1479 nt
Organism: Seriola aureovittata
Lineage: Eukaryota; Metazoa; Chordata; Actinopteri; Carangiformes; Carangidae
Product: syntaxin-11-like
Exons: 3
Coding region: 265-1215 (316 amino acids)
Biological process (GO): intracellular protein transport; synaptic vesicle fusion to presynaptic active zone membrane; exocytosis
Cellular component (GO): SNARE complex; plasma membrane; endomembrane system
Molecular function (GO): SNAP receptor activity; SNARE binding
Source: RefSeq, a predicted model, not a curated record
GUGAUGGGAAAAUAUGCAAAGUGCUGUCCAGAGAAGGAAAAGAGGGAGACCCUAAGGAAAUUAAACACGUUAUGUACUUGUGCUUAUCAUGACAAGAAACUUUGGGGGGGGUACAUUUCUCUUCAAGGAAGUACCGAGUGUCACAAAGGGAAGGCUGUCACCUGGGAGUGGAAGGGGGCGGCAGUCACACACACAUGGUGAACACCCAGUAGACAGCCAGCUUCAGAACAAAUACAUGCUUAACCUCGGCCUUGGACCAAAUAAAUGAGAGUGAGAAAGACUGAAGGAUUGUGUCUGGUAUUGCGGAAGCCAGUCACAUCAGGCAGAAUGCGGGACAUGCUGGAGAGGCUGCAGACCAUUAGUGAGGAGCAGGAGGACUAUGAUGAGGACUAUGAUGGAGACAAAAUGACUCUGUCUCAACAGGCAGUGGUGUUUGAGAACUCCUCAGCUAUUGACAAGAUCCUGAAGGAGGCCCACUCUCUACGCAAGGAGAUCUCCUUGCUCCGCUUAGAAGUUGAGCGUCUGAGCACACACAAUGAACGCUUUGGGACUUCUGUGCGACGCCUCACCCUACUCAAAAAGGACUCGGACUCCAUCGCCAGGGCGAUCCAGCAACGUGGGGAGGCUGUGUACAUCCGCCUGCAGGCUCUAGGUAAGGAGAGCAGCCAGCUGGAGGAGAAAGAAGGUCGCAAUUCAGCUGUUGGCCGCAUAGCCCGUGUUCAGUAUGACACACUGACCCAAGCCUUCCACACUGCCAUGAGUGACUACAAUAAGGCCGAAGAGAAGCAGAGGAGCACAUGUCGGGGGAGGAUCCAGAGGCAGGCCUCCAUUAUGGGGUCUGACAUCAAUGAUGAGCAGCUGGACGUGCUGGUGGACAAAGGGGGUGAAGGAUGGACUGAGCUGUCCCAGAGUCUGCAGGCACAAGGUACACGCUCACACCGGUGGGCAAUGUGUGAGAUGAAAGGCAGACACAAGGAACUAGUGGAGCUGGAGGCCAGGAUGAAGGACGUUCAUGAACUGUUCUUGAACAUGGCCAUGCUGGUGGAGGAGCAGGGAUCCAUGAUCAAUAAUAUCGAGUCCAAUGUGUGUAGAACUCAGGAACAUGUUGAAAAAAUCAACGUUCACAUCAAGAGGGCCAUUCGGUACAAGAGGAAAAAUCCAUUUACUCAAUGUUGUCCCUGUCUACCCUGUUGGAGACACAACCAAACAUUUUAGAAAUGAUUUUGACGUUAUGCAAUUUUGUGGAUGAUUGAAAACUGACAUAAAUAUUUAGCUGUGUAAAAGGCUAUGGCCAGCUGAGAAGAAAUGUUAUACAAUAUGCUUUAUUUAUAGUAAAUCCAACCUUUACAAGGACACUCAGUUUUCCCCUGUUGCCCUGAAGUGAAGCAAACUGUAUUUCUUUACCUGAUGUAAGAGGUUUUCAACUGUUCAGAUUGUCUGAAGUUUGAUUAAGAGUAAAAUAACUCCUCAGAGAAUGAA